Messenger RNA from Paecilomyces variotii, 2168 nucleotides. RefSeq lists its product as hypothetical. Gene Ontology annotation, cellular component: Golgi apparatus. The transcript is spliced from 5 exons. Gene Ontology annotation, molecular function: GTPase activator activity; metal ion binding. The record is from RefSeq and is a predicted model, not a curated record. Lineage: Eukaryota; Fungi; Ascomycota; Eurotiomycetes; Eurotiales; Thermoascaceae. Bases 281 to 2002 code for a protein of 573 amino acids. Gene Ontology annotation, biological process: endocytosis; endoplasmic reticulum to Golgi vesicle-mediated transport; intra-Golgi vesicle-mediated transport.
AAUCUUGUUCACUUGACAGUUCUCAAUUGCUAGAACGGAAUUCUGGUCCCGCAGACAACGGAAGCCAAAGUGCACAGACGGCGGCAAUCGUCCCCCGCAACUAAGUAUCCCAGUCAUCAGGCACCGUGCAAUAAUUAACUCCGCUCCACCGCGACAUCCUCCGCCACGUUCUCGAUAAGUCUGUCCUGAUACAACUUACUCUACGGAUUAACAAGAGCCCCUUUUACUUCACCUACGCACUGUAUUUGGCAGGGUCUAUCCGACAUACUUCAGAGAGAACAUGUCUCGGCGCCCUACAGCCGACCGGGCUGCCCAGAAUCAGCAGACGAUCAAGAGUCUGCUGAAGCUGGAGCACAACAAGGUCUGCGCCGAUUGCAAGCGCAAUAAACACCCACGAUGGGCGUCUUGGAAUCUGGGGAUAUUCAUUUGCAUCCGCUGCUCGGGAAUUCACAGGGGCAUGGGCACUCACAUCAGCCGAGUCAAGUCUGUUGAUCUCGAUUCCUGGACAGACGAGCAGUUGCAGAGUGUACUGAAGUGGGGAAAUGCGCGAGCGAACAAAUAUUGGGAAGCCAAACUUGCGCCGGGCCAUGUACCAUCUGAAGCAAAGAUAGAGAAUUUCAUCAGGACAAAAUAUGAAUCGAAGAGAUGGGUGAUGGACGGGCCCAUGCCGGAUCCCUCCACACUCGAUGUUGAAGGGGAUGACGAUGUGCCACUUGCCGUUGUUCAAGAGAAAGCGAAGCUUGAGCGUUCCGCAUCGCAGCGUCUGGGUUCGGUCUCGAGUCAGCAACCUCCGGUACGGAAGCAGACCCAAUCCGUAGAUCUCUUCGGCGACGACGAUAUCGUCUCCCCUCCAACGCGACCCAGCACGACAGAUCCUCCUAUUCGCGCACCGCCCCCGAAGGCAUCUCAGCCGGCACCUAAACAGACGAAGCCUGGUGAUUCAUUGCUGGGAUUGGAUUUCUUUGGAAGCAGCCAGCCAUCCACAGGCAGUCGGCCAGCCUCCCUCUCUUCCACUCCUGCACCCACUGGCCUUUCACGACCAGACUUGAAGCAGUCCAUCCUGUCUCUCUAUGCGUCCGCUCCGAAGCCUCAGCCGGCUGCUCCGCAACACGAGCGCACGUCCUCUUUCGGAAACCUGGCUUCGCCUCAGUCGCAGUCCUCCCUUGGCGGUUUGACGGACGCUUUCAGUGGGCUCAGUUUCCCUUCUACUGCGACUCCGCCGCCUCAGAAGCAGGCGGAGAAGCCUUCCCCCUUUUCGAACCUCGGAAGCUUCAGCAUUCCCAAGUCAAGUCCCGCAGCGCCUCAGGUCACCUCCCCUGCUAUGUCUUCCGGUGGGGGAUUGUUCGACACCCUGGCAUCCAGCACUUCGCCUAAGCCACAGCCACAGCGUACAACUUCCGUCUCAUCUAACGGCCUGGACUUCAGCUUUACGAAGACGGCAACCCCAGCAUCGAGACCUAACCUGCCUACUGCUUCAUCAACCUCCAAUGAUUUAUUCGGUCUCUCGUCUCCGCCGACCACUUCUCCUCCGCCUCCCAAGGCUGUAUCCUCACCAUCUGCGGAUCUCAGCUCUAUUUUCAACCUCUCCAAGCCUGCUCCUCAGCCCGCGCCGGCUCCAGCUGCUGAACCCACCCCCAAGCCGGUAGUCACAGCAACGUCCAGCGUCUUCUCGAGCAACCUGGACCCCUGGGGCAGCGACGCAUGGAGCACUCCUGAUCCCGCCCCCGCCGCAGCGGCACCCUCGAACAUGAUGAAAGUCCCUGACACAUUGACCGCCAACGACAUCGGCAGCGGCUGGGGUGCACCGUCCCCAUCCGCUGCCAAAUCCCCUCCUGCCGUAGCCGCGGAUGAGGACUUUGGAGGAUGGGCCAGUGCCGCACCGGAACCAGCCACAACCACCACGACCACGACCACGACGACCACAUCAACAUCUACGAUAAACACCAAACCGGCUGGCGGGUUUGGCGGUGCUGAUGACCUUUUUGGAAAUGUCUGGGGAUGAAAACAAAUAGACUAAUCUUGUUUUGUUCCUUGCGAAUUUCAUUAGCAUCAAUGAAAGUGGAAUUAAUGUCAUUUUUUUUAAAGUAUACUUAUUGCCCCUUUAGGAGCUCUGCAUUAACAACUCCAGAAUACGUGUGUAAAUAAAAAGCAAAAUAUAUAUGGUAAGC